CCAAGGACAUAGAACACGUAUGCCUUUUUGAACAACCCGCUUCGAUCACAACGACCUUCACCUUCAGAUGUAAACAUGGCUGCAGUGGGGAGAAACGUGCGAGUUCUUUCACGUUCUUUAUACAAUAUCCUAUCAUCAAGUGGAUCUCGGAUUCCAGUCCUCGCCACUCUGCGCCAUCACUCUGACGAUGGGAACAAAUCUGGUAGGAGGAAGGGCAAGACCCCGGGAGGGAAGCUAGACGACCAGAUUGAGACCUCAGACGAGCAGAGGAACCCAGUCCUUGAGAAGGAACCGCUAGAGCGAUUUCCAGAUGACGUAAAUCCCAUCACUGGGGAAAUCGGGGGCCCUCGUGGCCCUGAACCGACUCGCUAUGGGGACUGGGAGCGCAAAGGCAGGGUCACAGAUUUCUGAAUUCUUGUCUGUUUUAUGGAUGUGUGAACAGCCGUGAAACAUUUUGUUUUUGAUCUGACAGGACUGCUUCAACUAGUCACUUUGGGAAUCAUCUGGACGUCAACACAACCACUGUGGAUCAUGGAUAUAUUUAAUGAUUACUGUAGUCCAUGGGACAUUAUUCCUAUAUUGUUUGCUCAUGAUCCUCGUGAGAGUAGCUAGUGCAUUCAUUCAGCUUUAGCAUUGCUGCUUUUACAUCAUGUUACUAAAGUAUCCAUAUCAGUACUUAAUUUGGUUUCAGAUGGUAUUGUGAAUGUUUCAUGCAGUUAUAUAUUCAUGGGAAUGGUGGUUUAAUUGUGGUAGAAACACCAUCGAGUGUGCAUAUGUAAAAAGUUGUACAUUUACUGUUAAUAAAGGAAAUAGAAAUAUAA
Haliotis rufescens (red abalone) is the source of this 821-nucleotide messenger RNA. Its product is annotated as succinate dehydrogenase assembly factor 4, mitochondrial-like. The transcript has 3 exons. Lineage: Eukaryota; Metazoa; Mollusca; Gastropoda; Lepetellida; Haliotidae. The record is from RefSeq and is a predicted model, not a curated record. Gene Ontology annotation, cellular component: mitochondrion. Bases 76 to 411 code for a protein of 111 amino acids. Gene Ontology annotation, biological process: mitochondrial respiratory chain complex II assembly.